ACACUAAGCAGCGCUUUCAGAAUAGGCAUUUCCCCCUCUGCUUGUUACAUGGGGGAGACUUGGUAUGUGGUCUCUCUUUCACCGUGAUGACAAUCCACAUGUCUAACAAAAGAUGACAUGGGACCUCGAAUAGACAAGACACUGGGAGGUGGUCUCUCCAAAGGGACGUCAGAUAUAGCAGAUAACAUAUCUCCAGUAUAAAAGAAGCCAUAUGGGAUACGAUGGUGAUGAUGGAGAAUCACACUUUGCAAGACUUAGAUAUGUAACUGGAUUUUCACUACAGUAGUUCAGUUCCAACAAGUAGAACAACAACAAAAAUGUCAUCCUAUCAAGGGGGUGUGGUGCGGAGCAUCCGGCCUUUUAAGUCAAGUGAACAGUACCUGUAUGCCAUGAAAGAGGACUUGGCUGAGUGGCUGAAGGAUCUUUACAACCUGGAAAUAGAUGUAGAUAACUUCUUUGAAGUCCUGGAAAAUGGCUCUAUCAUUUGUUACCACGCCAAUAAUGUGAAGGAUGCUGCUUGCGCCUUUGCUGUGGAAUACCCUGACUUGGCAAAGAAACUCCGGCUUCCAAAACAAGGAGUAACAUUCAAUGCAACGGCCCAACCUGGAACCUUCCUGGCAAGGGAUAAUGUAUCCAACUUCAUCCAAUGGUGCAGGAAGGAAAUGGACAUAAAAGAAGUCCUGAUGUUUGAGACAGAGGAUCUAGUUCUAAGGAAAAAUGAGAAAAACUUUAUCCUGUGCCUGCUGGAGCUGGCCAGACGAGCAUCACGCUUUGGUAUGAGUGCUCCCAUGCUAAUUCAAAUGGAGGAGCAGAUAGAAGAAGAGAUCCGGGUGGAACUAGAACUGCCUCCAGUUGAAAUCCCACUACCUAAACCACAACCUCAAAAAAAACUAUGUGACUUUAAGAAUCUGGACCAAAUGGUGCAGCAUUUGGUGAGCAGAUGCACGUGUCCUGAGCAAUUUUCUAUGAUCAAAGUCUCGGAAGGAAAAUACAAAGUAGGGCAAUCAAACACUCUCAUUUUUGUUAGGAUUCUUCGUAACCAUGUGAUGGUCAGAGUAGGAGGGGGCUGGGACACGCUGGAGCAUUAUUUGGACAAGCACGACCCCUGCCGAUGUACUUCUCUCUCUCAUAAACAAGCUUCAGCAUCAGUCAGCAAUCGGAAGCCAGCUCACCCAGUUCAUGAGAUAACAGCACGUUUAACAGCAAGGUCUGACAAUCCCAACAAAACUCAAACCACACUAAUAGUAAACCGUUCCCAGAGUCCACUGCCUCCGGUAGACUGGAAGACCUACACAUCUGGCAAUGGUAGAACCCAUUCAUCUUCUACCUCUGCUGAAAGUGUUGAUAAGACGCCUGGGUUUAGAACGCCUAAUGUACACAGUGACCUCCAGAGGAGUUUUGCAUUCAGAGGACAUGAACGACCUGCAACCCCAUCAAGGAGACAACUAUUUACUGAAGAUGGUCAUUCUGGUCAACAAUUUCUGUGUCCACAGUCUUCCCAUGAUGGUCUUAGACUAUCUACAUCUUCCACUGGGUCCCAACUGACUGGAAGUGAAGAUGAAAACUCUCAUUCUUCAGAUGUCUUCUAUGAGAACCACAGAAGAAGACAAAUAAUGAAGAGUCCUGCUCCUGGACAUAAAGAAAGAACAAUGACGGAUACCUACCACAGCCAGAUACAUACUACAAAUGUUAGAGCACAAUCAGCAUCAGAAAAGCAAAGUAUUCAGCAAGAAUCAAGACCUAAAACACCUUCCAGCUUUUUACGACCACCAAGUCCCUCCAAAUACUUACUCCACAAUCAGCAAAACAAAAUAUCAGAAUACCAACCCAGGGUCAGUUCUGAUUUUACUACAAGACCUUCCUCUCCCACUAAACAUACACGGUCCUCUUCUCCUUCAAAACAAAUUAAUACUCGACCUACUUCUCCAUCUAAGCAUCUUAAUACUCAGUCUUCUUCACCACCUAAACAACAUAUCACACGUUCAAUGUCUCCAACUAAGCAGCUUAGUCAGCCAUUUAAGCAAGAACUGAAUGGUGUCAAGACGAUGCCUAUUUAUAGUAGGCCAUCUACACCAAGCAGAUAUUACCAAGGCGAAUCUCUAAACAGAGAUAGAAGCAAAUCUGUAGGAAGCGAUUUUAUGUCUCAUAAUAAACUAACAGUAAUGAGAAGCGUGCCUGCUCAAAAUGAGCAAAGCAAAGUUAUACUGACUGGUAGGUCUACUCCAACAGUGCACGUUAACAAAAAUGGUCUAACACGGGACAAGGUCCCCAGCUAUAGUAUGAAAACGCAGAUCAGGCAAACCAGUUCUUUGGAAGCUUCAAUUAUGUCAGAUAAUAUGGAACGAGAUUACAGGUACACACCAAAACCCAUUGGCCCAGACCAAGAGCAAGAACUGUAUCAGAGCCUGGAAGACGAAAUCCAAUCGAACAUAAAGGCUUUAGAGGAAGAUUCUGAUGAGAACAGCAACCAAGAAAACAAGUGCAAUAACUUUACAUCUAGCAUUGCAAGUGAUGUUGCUGUUCACAAUUUUAACAUGAAAAGGACUUCAGUAUCUUCUGUCUCAGUGAGAAAUAGAUUAAAGACACCUGAUGGGGAAGUAGAAAUACCCAGAAGUGGAGUGUAUAUAAAUACCAAAUGGCAGUCUGGAGGAGGAAGUUUUGAUGAUGUUAUCACAGAACUUUCUCAAGGUCAGUUAAAACUUAAUAGGGUUGAUGUGGAAAACUGGAUUUCCACAAUAACUCCAAAAUCUGUUGUGGCUGCGGAAACAGAUUUAACUGUUCAGCAUUUAGUAUGUCAAGAGAAAAGUAAGCCAGCAUUAUUGGUACAGGAAACAGAUAAAACUAAUUUGAUCUCUGCAGAGAACAAGGAAAAGAAAGUCAAGCAAUUGCCAUCUCAGAGAGCAAGACAACUGGCAAUGGAAGCCAAGAAGAAGAGUUUGGAGGCUGCAGCUGAUAACCUGGAUUCAUCAGCCAAAUGUCCUAAAGCAGAAGCAACCCCGGAAGUAUCAAAGUUACCACAAUCAUCCAAGCCAAAACGAUCGCUGAAAAAGCCAGAAAGAGUGCCAUCAAUAUACAAACUCAAGCUACGCCCCAAAAUCCGUCCCAGACGAGAUAACAGACCAGAAAAGAAGCCAUCCAAGAUCCCAACCCCUGUUUCUUAUCAACAAACAAAAAAGAAAACGAAAAACCCCAAAAACAGCACAACAAUUCCUUCUAGUGCUAGGAGUCAGAGUGAAUCAUACAGCGCAGGUAUUAGUACAGGAGAUGUUGAUACCGAUGAAGCAGUCUCAGAACUUUCUUUGUCCCUAGAAGCUUCGGGUUCCCAGCUAAAUCAAUUAUGGGAUGAAAAUAAUGGAAGCAAAAGUGAAGAAGAGACAUGGAUUUAAGGCACUAGAAUUUCAUUCCAAGACAUCCAAUUUUUUUAUGCAAAAAUCAACAACAUUUCAACUGAGCUUGUGCAAGAGUAUAGAUAAAGCCCUGAGAUCCACAAGUAAUCAUAAUCUUAGCACAAUUGUUAAAAAAUGAAGGAACACAAUUGGGUAAAACCUUAAAUUUGCAAAUUGAAAGCACACAUAGAUGUGAAAAAAUGAAUCAUGCUAGUUUCUUUUAUGAAUAUAGAUCUAACACACGAUAAUUUUUCGGCAUGAAAGAAAACGUUGUUUUUAAAAACGUCAUUUAAAAUG
Molecule: messenger RNA, 3683 nt
Organism: Rana temporaria (common frog)
Lineage: Eukaryota; Metazoa; Chordata; Amphibia; Anura; Ranidae
Product: GAS2-like protein 2A
Exons: 7
Coding region: 318-3386 (1022 amino acids)
Biological process (GO): microtubule bundle formation; actin crosslink formation; regulation of microtubule polymerization or depolymerization
Cellular component (GO): actin filament; stress fiber; microtubule plus-end
Molecular function (GO): microtubule binding; cytoskeletal adaptor activity; actin filament binding
Source: RefSeq, a predicted model, not a curated record